Molecule: messenger RNA, 321 nt
Organism: Sitophilus oryzae (rice weevil)
Lineage: Eukaryota; Metazoa; Arthropoda; Insecta; Coleoptera; Curculionidae
Exons: 1
Coding region: 1-321 (106 amino acids)
Source: RefSeq, a predicted model, not a curated record
AUGACCAGGAUGAGAGAGGAUGUGGGAAUCUAUUCCAGAUAUUAUUUCAUUAUUAAGAAUGUCUAUGAUAGUACAACUUUCUACGUUAAAUUAGAUUACGAUCUGAAAACAGAAAAAAUACCACUGGUAAGAGCACAGGAUACCAUCUCUCCCAAGUUAUUUAUCCUGGCAUUGGAAAAUAUCCUUUGCGAAACUAUUGUAGUAAACCUUAGCUAUCUUGGAUUUGCAGACGAUAUAGUCUUGCUGAGCACCGACAUUCAAGAAUUGAACACCAUGCCAAAGGAGCUAAAUGACCAAUCUCGGAAAAUGGGACUUGAAUAA